AUGUCUACCAAUAGAGAGACUUUCGUUAACCGGCACCACUUUCUCCCUUCCUCUUUGAUUGCCUCAGACUCCCCCGCUCCUUCAUCUCCCAUAUCUUCGCCAACAUCGAUGGACGACGACGAUACAAUAUCAGUCGGGACGCCAACGCAUCCCAGCUCGUUACCCGACGAGGAGGACCUCCUCUCGGUUUUAAAUGAGGACUCCAUAUUUGACGACGAGGACGAUGAUGUGGACCGAGAUAGCGCCGUGUUACCUAGUGAUUUAGACCGCAAGGCCGUUGUUGGAUUGGACGAUGAGGACUUGAUGGAAGUGGACGAAGACGAGGAAGCUCUUCGCGCGAAGGAAGAGACAAGGAGUGAAAGCACCCGUGGGAAAUAUGAUGACGAUGAGAAGAAAAGUGCUGUUUCAGCAAAGGAAGGGAAAAAGAGUUCCGGUUCAAAGGUGAAGGCUGCGGCGAGCAAGAAACGCAAAGCCUCUGAUGACUUUGACAGUGACUCUUCCCUUGGUUCCGAGGGACCCACUCCAAGUAAGCGAAUGACUGCUAGACAGCGCGCAAUGAUUGCCCGAGACACUGGGGAGACCGAUGAACCGUCCUACGAGCUGCCCGAUGAGCGCCCUUCUAGAAGGAAAAUAUUUACAGCCGAAGAAAUUGCACUGCGAAAAUCCGAGACCGCCCGACGGCGAAAACAUCAGGCAGAUGCCAAAGCGGAGGAAGCCAAGAUUAAUACCAUACAGAAAUUACUCAGAAAACAGGCUACGAAAAAGAGAAGCAAAGAUGAGGAGCAAGGCGCAGAUGACGCCCCUAUACGCCCGACUGAGAUCCAUUAUGUCCAAACCCCUCAUUCAAGCACCCUUUCCUUCCCUUUCGCAACACUCCAGACCAAUCCCGACCUAUUAGUGCCACAUAAAGCACAUACAUAUCCACAGCCCCGAUUAUGCUCUAUAACAGGCUGUACAUUGCCGAAAAAGUAUCGGCACUCCCGUUCCGGGAAAGAUGUAUGUGGAAUGGAACAUUAUAAGAUGGUUGAGCUGGGCUGA
Messenger RNA from Spizellomyces punctatus DAOM BR117, 1038 nucleotides. RefSeq lists its product as uncharacterized. Bases 1 to 1038 code for a protein of 345 amino acids. Lineage: Eukaryota; Fungi; Chytridiomycota; Chytridiomycetes; Spizellomycetales; Spizellomycetaceae. The transcript has 5 exons. The record is from RefSeq and is a predicted model, not a curated record. Gene Ontology annotation, biological process: chromatin remodeling. Gene Ontology annotation, cellular component: Ino80 complex.